Populus nigra (black poplar) is the source of this 1528-nucleotide messenger RNA. RefSeq names its product probable choline kinase 2. Gene Ontology annotation, biological process: phosphatidylcholine biosynthetic process; phosphatidylethanolamine biosynthetic process. NCBI's taxonomy places the organism in Eukaryota, Viridiplantae, Streptophyta, Magnoliopsida, Malpighiales, Salicaceae. The record is from RefSeq and is a predicted model, not a curated record. Bases 330 to 1409 code for a protein of 359 amino acids. Gene Ontology annotation, molecular function: ethanolamine kinase activity; choline kinase activity. Gene Ontology annotation, cellular component: cytoplasm. The transcript has 8 exons.
CUCGAAAUAAUCCAAUGGCUCAAAUUCAAUCUUCCCUUAAACAUUUUCUUUUUAUAUUUUAUAAACCAUUAUCCCUCCCUCCCCUGUAAUUCUUCCGCAAUUCUGCUCAAUUCUACUGAUUUAUUUAUAACUGAAAUAUUAGAGCACGAAACACAUCAUUUUUCUUCCUCUCCGGUUCUCUCCACUGCGAUUGUCUACAGUUCGUAUGCAACAACCUACCAUAGAAAGAAAAAUAAUCGAUUAAAAGAUCAGACGUUUUCCCGUAAUAAAUUUGGUUUGCUGGAGUGGUUUUUAUUUAGUUAGGGUCUUUUGUGUGGAGAUUUUUGGCAAUGGGUCCUGUAGAAAAUCCUGUAAACAAUAAAGAAUAUAGGAUACCAGGAGAGGCAAAGGAGAUGUUGAAAUCGUUGGCAUCCAAGUGGGAAGAUAUUGAUGAUGCAAAUUCAUUGCAGGUGAUCCCUUUAAAGGGUGCAAUGACCAAUGAGGUUUUCCAAAUAAAGUGGCCUACAAAGACACAGAAUAUGUCGCGUAAGGUUGUAGUCAGGAUCUAUGGUGAAGGAGUGGAGGUGUUUUUUGAUCGAGACACUGAGAUUCUUACGUUUGAGUUCAUGUCGAAGCAAGGGCAGGGACCUCGUUUACUUGGGCGGUUCUCAAAUGGACGGAUUGAAGAGUUCAUCCAUGCACGGACACUAUCAGCCUCUGAUCUGCAUGAUCCAGAUAUAUCUGCUCUUAUAGCAGCUAAAAUGAAGGAGUUUCAUGGUCUUGAGAUGCCAGGUCCAAAGGAUAUCUCUCUGUGGCACAGAUUGCGAUAUUGGCUCAAAACAGCUAAGAGUUUGUGUACUCCAGAAGAAGCUAAAGACUUUCGCUUGGAUUCCAUUGAGGAUGAAAUUUCCUUAAUUGAAAAGGAACUCUCAGGAGAUCAAAGUAUAGGGUUUUGCCAUAAUGAUUUACAAUAUGGCAACAUAAUGAUUGAUGAAGAGACAAGAUCAAUAACUAUAAUUGACUAUGAGUAUGCAAGUUACAACCCUAUUGCUUUUGAUAUAGCAAACCACUUCUGUGAGAUGACUGCUGACUAUCAUACAGAUACACCCCAUAUUUUGGACUAUAGUAAAUACCCUGGUUUGGAGGAGCGUCAAAGAUUUCUUCACUUAUAUCUGAGUUCCUCAGGUGGUCUACCUAGUGACAUUGAAUUGGAGCAGCUGCUCGAAAAUGUUGAGAAGUAUAAGCUUGCGAGCCAUCUUUUUUGGGGAUUAUGGGGGAUAAUAUCGGAACAUGUCAACGAAAUUGACUUUGACUACAUGGAAUACGCAAGGCAGAGGUUUGAACAGUACUGUUUAAGGAAGCCUGCUUUAUUGGGUUCUUCAGGAACCACCCCUGAUGUAGCUUUGACUGAUGGUAAUUAUAGUAUCUAAUUGCUACUCGCUCUGUAUUGUAUCACAUACAUUUAGUUGUGUACAGGAACUGACAACUCUAGAUUGUGUUAUAGUCUUUUGGUGUGUCAUCUUAAGAAUAUUUUCAUCUUUGAUCGGUA